AUGUCGUCGUCGUCGCCAGCUAUGCCUGACUGCUGGGGCCAUCGCGGUGCCUCGGCGGAAUUUCCUGAAAACACGCUGCGUUCGUUCGCGCAGGCGAUCCAGGAUGGCUCGGAGGGCAUCGAGAGCGACGUGCACAUCACGGCCGACGACGUGAUUGUCAUGUUCCAUGACACGACGCUGGACCGCACGACGGAUGGACAUGGCCCCAUCGGCGCGUACAAGUACUAUGGUGAGGGCGGUCUCGAGCAUGUGCGCACGACGCAGGAGCCCGUGCAGCAGAUUCCGACGUUUGAGCAGCUGUGCGCGCUGCUGAUGGAGCCGGGCCAUCGGCACGUCAAGCUGAAUGUCGACAUCAAGCCGAACAACGACGCGGACCGCCUCUUCCGCAUCAUGCGCGAGGUCGUGCAAAAGUUCCCUGACUACGAGACGCAGCUCGCGCCGCGUCUCAUCCUGGGUCUGUGGCACCCGAGCUUCAUUGCGCCGGCGAAAAAGUAUGUGCCGGCCCUGCGCCGCGCGCACAUUGGCGCCUCGCCUGCCGAUGCGCGCCGCUACUUCUGGCAGGACUGCGACGCCUUUUCGCUCUGCUUCCCCUCGCUGGUCGGCGCGGACGGCCAGCGGUUCUUGCGCGACGCGCGUGCCGCGAACAAGGACGUGAUGGUGUGGACGGUCAACCGGCAGGACGAGAUGGUCGAGGCGACGCGGUGGGGCGUCAAGGCCAUCCUGACCGACUACACGGCCGACCUGCGCCAGCUGCGUGAGGCCAUGUCGGCCGACUUUGACGCCACGUACCGAAAGUACGUGAGCCCAUGGUUCAGCUGGGGCUCGUUGCGGUACUACACGCCGUCGGUGUGGAUGUACCAGUACCUCUGCCGCGCCGAGGUAGAAAAGAAUGCGGGCGCCACGUACGGAUCCGCCGUGACGUCACCGUAG
This is a messenger RNA of Malassezia restricta, 930 nucleotides long. Its product is annotated as phosphatidylglycerol phospholipase C. Gene Ontology annotation, molecular function: phosphoric diester hydrolase activity. Bases 1 to 930 code for a protein of 309 amino acids. Gene Ontology annotation, biological process: lipid metabolic process. Lineage: Eukaryota; Fungi; Basidiomycota; Malasseziomycetes; Malasseziales; Malasseziaceae. The transcript is spliced from 4 exons. The record is from RefSeq and is a predicted model, not a curated record.